UUUUAAUGUCUUUUUAAUGUUUUUCAGGAAAGGCAUGAAGUUAAAUCCAGACUACAAGGAGUCUCACAUUAACCAGAGGGCCGCUAAAUCACUGGCAUAUGGCAGGAAUUACAACUCUCUACAGUACGACGAGGUGGAGUGUCUUAUCAACAAGGAGUACACAGUGAAGUGUCGCAGAGAAGGCAAAGAAACCUUCAUUCCGUUUAGCUUCAUUGAACGCUAUUUUGAAGUGUAUGGAACUGUGACACAUUCUGAUGGAGGGCUGGAUCGAUUUGAGUGGCAGCACAGUUAUUCUCAAGUUUAUCCACAGAAGAAGAAAUACACCCCUAGUGGUGUCUUUAUGUCAUUUGAACACUACAAUGUUGAAGUUCGGGACCGAGUGAAAUGCAUCAGUGGUAUGGAAGGUGUUCCUGUGUCAACUCAGUGGGGACCUCAAGGCCACCAUUAUCCAAUUCAGAUUGCCCAGUUUGGCUUAAGCCAUUACAGUAAAUUCCUGAAUGAGGACAAACCAGAUGUUAUCAUCCUAGAAGAUGGCAGCGAUGAAAACCUGCAGAAUUGGUACCUACCAAAUUCUCGCACGCACAUAAAAGUGGUUGAUGAUCCUGAAGUUGGGAAAGUGAUUGAAUUUGAUGCUCCUGAAUCUCAAAAUACCCCAGGGAUAUCCAUGGAUGUGGAAGAGGAUUCGUUUCUUGUUUCCUUUGAUUUUUUCUUUGUGAGCAAUGGCUCAAUAACAGUUUCUCUCAAAGUUCACAAGGACCGCAUCUUUCACAUUCAUUAUGUAUUCAGCAACACGUUGAUAACAAUAGAUAGAACAAACAUCUACUAUGGUCUUGGAGACAUUCCAAUGUCAUGGCGCCACAUUACUCGAGACAUAGCCAUAGACUUCCAGAAAGGAAUGGGAUUACAGUACUCUAAAGUGAAGAAGGGCAAGUUACGCAACAUAAUUGUUCACCUCUCUGCAAUUACUUUACACGGACAAGGUCAGAUGGACAACAUUACCGUUUCUUCAGCUGCACAUCUUGACCAGUUUUAUGAUGCUGCUAACUGGCUUGUCAAGCACCAGGAUGAUCGAGGUGGAUGGCCUAUUAUGGUGGCUCGUAAAUUAAGCAUGCUUGAACUCGACCCUGGUUGGUAUUCUGCUAUGGCUCAAGGGCAAGCCAUGUCUCUCCUUGUCAGAGCCUAUAUAAGAACGAAAAACCCAGUCUAUUUGAAUGCAGCGGUCAAUGGUUUGAAACUCUAUCAGGUGAGCAGUGCAGAAGGAGGUGUUAUGGCCAAGUAUGCAGGUGUAUACACAUGGUACGAAGAAUACCCAACACAACCGAGUAGUUUUGUUCUGAAUGGAUUCAUAUACUCUCUGCUUGGUCUCUAUGAUGUGAAAGAGAUUGCCACUGGAACAGGAAAGCAUCUGGCUCAAAUGCUCUUCGAUACUGGCAUGCAUUCAUUGAAGCACAUGUUACUUCUAUUUGACAAUGGGUCUGGAACAUUCUAUGACCUUAGACAUUUAACCCUUGGCAUAACUCCCAACCGAGCCCGUUGGGAUUACCACACGACACAUAUCAAUCAAAUCCUCUUGUUAUCUACGAUAGAUGAUAAUCCUUUAUUUAAAAACACUGCAGAACGGUGGAUAUCAUAUAUGAAAGGCAAACGAGCACCUCACAAUUGAGUAAAGGAAAUGUUAUUACAUUUAAAAUAUUUUUUUAAAUAUUCUUUAAUAAUAAUUUAUCUUCCUCAUAGUUUUAUUUUUACCGUUUAGAUUUCUACCAAUUCCCCUUUCCUUAGCAGUUUUUUGUUUAUCUUUCAUUUUACGGUUACUAACUCAUCAAAUACAUUUUUGAAAGUAAGUUUCUUUUAACGUUUUAGUGAUAAUUAGUGGUGUUAAUUUAGGUGAUAUCUAAUGACAGAAAUUCCUGUAUGGUUUGGUUGAUGUUUUCUAGCUACCAAAGGCUACUUGUCAACAAGGCCAGACAUGAUCACUCUCUGACAUUAAGAUUUAAAUUUUUCUAUUUUUAAAUUUUCAAAGCUAAAGGAUUAAAUGAAAAGGAUUUUUCAGGAUUUGCUUUUGAAGUCCCUUAGAUCAAUCAAAAUGUAAGUUAUUUUCACUAUCUAAUUACAUUUCAAGCUAAAUUUAUUUGCUUCUUCUAGCAUUUUCCUACUUACGUUUUUGUUACUGUAAUUCCUUAUAUUUUUCUUAUAAUUAAUUUUACAAGGAAAGGAAAAUAACAAAAAAAUUUAAAUAAUUUCUAAUCAAUUCUUGCCCAAAUUGAGAAUUUAAUGGUCGUGUUGAUUUUUAUCUCUUAUGUUUGAAUAUUUCUUCAAAACUUUCAGUGACCUAGCUUUGAAUUAUUUCAAGUUCAUGGCAACAGAACAUUGUAGAAAAUACCAUUCCAUACUUAUCACCUAACCAUAUCAUGUUUGGUUUCUUCUAAUUAUUAUCGUUACCAUUAUUAUUAAUAUUAUUGCUGCUGCUGCUGCUUAUGUGAAAUAGAAUGUUGGUGCUCUUCACACACUGAUUUAUUUUUUCCUCCCCAUAAUUUGUGGUGAGCACUAAUGUGAAGAGAGAGGUUCCUGGAAAUUUGAGUCUGCUAUGCAGUUUUCAUUCCAGGUUGUUUGUUACUCCUUUGGAAAAGAAAUGAAUGUCACAGCACUCCAUUUCUCUUUAUGACGAACCCAAAAGGCAUGUGCCUCGUGGAAGAACCAAUAGAUAUAUCUGAAAAUUAACAACUAUUGGUCCUUCUGUAGGUGUUCCCGUUGCAAGGGAACUAACUCCACACAGGCAUACGAUCAAAUGCUUAGCAUUGGGGGAAGGUCAGUUUUUCUUUUUUCCCCCCCACUGUUGAUAACAUAUCCCUAAGCUCUUGUUAUUUCUCCCUGUUAAUAUAUUAUAUAUCUUAAAAAGAAAUUAAGUUUUAAAAAAUACAUUUAAAUACUUUUCCUUUUAACAUUGGUGAAAUAGUAUUCUAAAAAAAAUGUAACUAACCCCUGUAUCCAAAAUGUAAAAGGUGUCCUAUUUCUUUAACUCUUCCCUUUCCAUUGUAUUAAAGAAUAAUUUAUCCUAAAACACUGCAAAAGCUUUUCACAAAAACCUACUUUUCUAUCUGUAAACAGUCUCUUGUAAGUUAUGAAGUUAUUUAAUCAUUUUGAUACUAGCACAACCUUUAGAUUUAAAAUGCAGAACUUUGUUUUUAAAAAGUUUUUAUAGCAAAAUUAAAACCUUUGCUCUCAAGCUUCAUCUUAUUUAAGGAGAAAGUUAUUUUACUUCAUUCCUUGAAACUUUUGAUUAUUUUUUUAAAAAAAAUAAUUAAAAGACAUAACCAAGUUUCUAGUGAAAAAUAUUGCAUAAGAUGAAGCAAGAUGACUCAACCAGAUCAUGGGUCAUGUAUUUUUAUUGCUGUGACAUUAUCCAUGAAAGAUUUUCAUCAUGUGGAGGUGUGGGCAUAUUGGAAAAAAAAAUCCUAUGAAUUUGUAUUGUUGGCUUUAAGUUGUGGUUAGUUAUAUCUCCUGUCGAGUAGGCCCUCUGUAUUUGUAGUUUAGGCCUAAAUGUAUACUUUUGUAGGGAGUCUUCAAGCUAAGCAUUCGUAACUUCCACACUUAGGAAUUGAAGUGAUGUCUAAUUGUGAAACAUGCCCAACAUAUUACUAUUAACUUUCUUGCUGAGCAAAUAUUCAAUGCCCGAUCUAGCUCCUUCAUGGAUUUUCAGAUCAUUGUAAUCACAGCUAAUCUCCAAAGAAAAAAUCAAAAAGUUACUUUUAAGAUAUUGCAUACCUUAUCUAUGUAUAUCUCAGGACAUGAUUCAUUAUUCUAAAACAGUAGGAUGUGAUUUGAGAGAUAUUCAGCUACUGUUUCUAGCAGGUAAAACUAAAUACACAGCUUAAUGGCAGUUUCUCUUUGAUGUGUGAAAUGUGAAUUCUUUGCUAGGUUGUCAGUCACAUUUCUUCUAUGACUUUAUUAUAAAUGAGAAAUAUCAAACAUAUUACCUCCCUUUUUUUUUUUUAAACCUUUUCUGAUAAAGACCUUUGCUAAGUACACCAGGAUUAUGGUCUCCCCCACAUCAUAUACACUUAACCAAAUUUGUAAAGUUUACUAAAUAACUUACUAGGUAAUUGUACUUUAGACUCCUGCUUUGAGUGAUUGUGCUAAACUGAAUCCUUCCCCUCCACACACAAUCUUCUGCUUGAAACUUCAUUCUAUGUAACUAAAAUAUCUCUAUUUUCCUAACAGCAAGGAACAAAAAGAAAAAUAUUUUAACAGACCUUCCCUCAAUUUCUCUUAUUUUAUUUUUUUGGCUCAAAAUCUUCUAAUGCUUACGAUGAAAAUUUUAUUCCCCUCUCCCAACAUUUUUGGUGUAUUUCUCAACUUUGUCACUCACUCUGCCCACUCUUACAUUCUCUGACAUGGCAUGUAAUAUAUCUUCAUUCUGUUUAUUUCUUUGUCAGAAUCCUUUAACAACAAACAAAAGCAACUAUUUUUCUACUGCUGUCACCUUGAAUGCUAUCGUUUUGAUGUUUGUUUAGCUUGUGAUAACUAUAAUUAUUUUAUCAUUAUUUAAAAGAAAAAAAGUUUUUAUCCACAUCUCCUUUCCAAAAUCUCUGUCUCUCUCACUCACACAAACAAAUACACACAAAAUACUGAUUCCAAUAAGAAACCUUAAAAUUUUACCCCACCUUUCCCAAUUUUGGCUUUUUUUUUGUUCUUAGAUUAUCAAAAUGUUUAUUUUCUGUCUGUGAUCUCUUCUUUAUUUAAUAUAUAAUUACAAAUUCAUAAUUGCCCCACCUUCCUACUCAUUAAAUUGGCUGGAAGUAGUCAUUCCUUCCCCUGAUAUAAAAAUGAAAAGAGAACAAAAAAAAAAAAAUCUCUUAAAUAUUG
This is a messenger RNA of Octopus sinensis (East Asian common octopus), 4863 nucleotides long. RefSeq names its product D-glucuronyl C5-epimerase. Gene Ontology annotation, molecular function: heparosan-N-sulfate-glucuronate 5-epimerase activity. Gene Ontology annotation, biological process: heparan sulfate proteoglycan biosynthetic process. NCBI's taxonomy places the organism in Eukaryota, Metazoa, Mollusca, Cephalopoda, Octopoda, Octopodidae. Gene Ontology annotation, cellular component: Golgi apparatus. The record is from RefSeq and is a predicted model, not a curated record. The transcript is spliced from 4 exons. Bases 17 to 1663 code for a protein of 548 amino acids.